Microthlaspi erraticum is the source of this 1749-nucleotide messenger RNA. The record is from the annotation of a GenBank genome assembly. Lineage: Eukaryota; Viridiplantae; Streptophyta; Magnoliopsida; Brassicales; Brassicaceae.
AUGGGUCGCGGCUCAGUGACGUCGCUCGCUCCUGGAUUCCGUUUCCACCCUACGGACGAGGAGCUCGUUCGCUACUACCUGAAGCGCAAGGUCUGCAACAAACCCUUCAAGUUCGAUGCUAUUUCCGUCACCGAUAUUUACAAAUCCGAGCCCUGGGAUCUACCAGAUAAGUCGAAGCUGAAAAGUAGAGACUUGGAGUGGUACUUCUUUAGUAUGCUGGAUAAGAAAUACAGCAAUGGCUCGAAGACGAAUCGGGCGACGGAGAAAGGCUACUGGAAGACGACAGGGAAGGAUCGGGAGAUUCGAAAUGGUUCAAGAGUCGUCGGGAUGAAGAAGACACUUGUUUAUCACAAGGGUCGUGCUCCUCGUGGUGAAAGGACCAACUGGGUCAUGCAUGAGUAUCGGCUUACUGAUGAAGAGUUGAAGAAAGCUGGUGUGCCACAAGAUGCAUUUGUGCUAUGUAGGAUAUUCCAGAAAAGCGGCACGGGGCCUAAGAAUGGCGAGCAGUACGGUGCUCCAUUUCUUGAGGAGGAGUGGGAAGAGGAUAAAAUGACAUAUGUACCCGAGCAAGAUGCUUUGAGUGAAGGAUUGGCUGUUGAUGAUGAUGUUUAUGUCGACAUUGAUGAGUUUGAUGAGAAGCCUGAAAAUAUGGUGGUCUAUGAUGCCGUUCCUAUUGAGCCUAACUACUUCCAGGGGGAAUCAAGCAAUAAUGUCGAAUCAGGAAACUACUCAGACUCUGGAAAUUACAUUCAACCAGGAAACUAUGUUGUUGACUCUGGUGGCUACUUUGGACAAGCAAAUGAAACUUUUGAGGAAGAUCAGAAGCCUAUCAUUCGGGAUGGUAGCAUUCAGCCUUGUACUAUGUUUCCGGAUGAACAGAUUGGUUGUGAUGUGCAAGAUGAGAACGCGGUGAAUCUGGAAACUCCCAACAAGAAUGAGUUUGUGGCUGAUACUUGCUACAGUGACAUUCCUAUUGAUACCAACUAUAUGCCUGAUGAGCCGUUCAUGGAUCCUAACAACAAUCUUCCUCUCAGUGAUGGUCUGUACAACGAUCUUCCACUCAGUGAUGGUCUGUACCUGGAAACGAAUGAUCUCGGCAGUACUCUACAAGACGGUUUUAACUUUGAAGAUUACCUUAACAUCUUUGACGAUGAGGAUGCUCAGAAUUUGAGUAUUGAUGUUUCUCAAUUGAUGGGAUCUGAAGAUGCUCUUCCUGACCAAGAGAGCCUCGACCAGAAACCUUCCCCUGAAGAAUUGGAGAAGGAGGCUGCAGAAGACAAAGAAGCGGUGGAGAACAAGGAAAGUGGCGAAGGAUCUUCCUCAAAACAGGAUGCAGAUGUCACAGACUUCGAUUCAGGUUCGAAGUACCCUUUCCUCAAAAAGGCGAGCCACAUGUUUGGAGCCAUUUCUGCUCCGUCUUCAUUUUCUUCCCAGUUCAAGACAAAGGACGCUGCAAUCCGGCUACACGCAGCUCAGUCUUCAGGUUCAGUUCACGUCACUGCAGGUAUGAUCCGAAUAUCAAAUAUGGCUUUAGCAGCGGAUAGCGGAAUGGGGUGGUCUUACGACAAGAACGGCAACCUCAACGUGGUCCUUUCUUUCGGCUUGGUCCAACGGGACGAUGCGAUGAGUUCCUCUGUAAGCAAGACUGGAGGAACUACAGCGACAAGAGCUAUGUUGAUCUUCAUAUGUUUAUGGGUUCUCUUACUGUCUGUUAGCUUCAAAAUAGGAACCAUGGUCUCUGCUCGGUGA